AUGGGUGGCGAGGCACCCACUGUUGGAAUUGUGCUUGAGAUCAACCAAAUCUCCGAUGUAAUUCUCGGGUUUGGAGCCCUACGAGCGUCCCACCUCCUGGAUGAAGUUGCUGGCAACCUUAGAAUUCAUGAGCCACCUCAUAUGGGAAGUGGGGGCCAUUGGCGAGUAUCGCUCAUGGCUUCCGCUGGGUCGGGCCCCGGGAAGGUCGACGCAGCAGUGACACUGCCAUCGCCGCAGAAGCUGCAGUGGCACCAUUAUCGAAUCGCUAACACGUGCCGGUACGCAGAGGUUUAUGUCAGGCACCAGGUCGAGCUACAUUGGGAAAAAGAUAAGACCAUCACCCGGAAGCUUCUAAGGUUGCUCUACUCGGACUGCUUCGUUAGUGGAUGUGAUGCGUCGAUUCUGCUGGAUGGGUCAGACUCGGAGAGAAAGGCGCUCCAGAAUUCGGGACUCGGAGGUUUUUCCCUGAUCGACAAGAUCAAAACUGUUCUGGAGCAGCGUUGCCCGGGAGUAGUCUCCUGUGCCGAUAUUCUCAACCUCGCAACAAGAGAUGCUGCGCAUUUGGCGGGUGCCCCAUCGUAUCCAGUGUUCACGGGGAGAAGAGACGGUCCGAGAACAACUGCGGCCUCGGUGGAUCUCCCAUCACCCUCCAUCUCAUGGCAACAAGCACUGGCCCACUUCCAAUCCAAGGGCCUAGAUGUCUUGGACUUGGCAACACUUCUCGGGGCACACUCGACGGGAAUGACCCGCUGCCGCUACAUCACUGACCGCCUCUAUAACUUCAAUGGGACCGGCAAGCCAGACCCGGACAUGGACCCGGAUUUCAGGGCUAAGAUGUCCAAGCUCUGUCCUCCCCGGUCCAAGGGCCAACCGGACCCACUCGUCGAUCUCACUCCUGGAUCAUACUACAACUUCUCUAGUUUAUACUACUCCCAAAUCCAGUCCCGCCGUGCCGUGCUCCACCUUGACAAUGACUUGCUCCGCGGGAACGACACGCAGCAGAUUGUUGAGGAGUUCGCCAGAAGCGAUGAAGGGUUUGAGGACUUCAGGCGGUCCUUCGCACUGUCGAUGAGUCGGAUGGGGAGUAUCGGAGUGUUGACCGGCAAUCAAGGGGAGAUCCGGCGGAACUGCCGGUUCACGAACGCGGAGAGCCCUUGACAGGGGCGGUUCUAU
Messenger RNA from Punica granatum (pomegranate), 1173 nucleotides. Lineage: Eukaryota; Viridiplantae; Streptophyta; Magnoliopsida; Myrtales; Lythraceae. The record is from RefSeq and is a predicted model, not a curated record.